AUGUACAAUAAGGUGAAGACACAAAACGACUGGGAUGGGGAACAUAAUUAAGGUUUCAGGACCUUUUUCAUCGUGUUUACAAUAAUAAACAUUUGGCUAAAGAUGAUCGCAGAAAUGGUUUAAAGAGAUCAACCUUACAAUAUAAACGACACAAACUUCCUCCUUUGCUCCUGUCACAAUUUCCACGGCCACCAGAGGGCGCUGUCACUUUCAACAUGUCGUUUAGUCAAAUGGUUUCUUGAGAGGCAGCAACAGGGAGCUGAUGUUGACUUAAGUGUGUCUGCUAGUCAAAUGAUACGUAUGAGAUACACAAAACUCUGAGCAGUGAGAAGUUCAGCUGGAUGCUGGAGGCCCAUCGAGCAGCAGUGGGUGGUUGUCGCUGACGACGACGGAGCAGAAGAAACAGCAGAACGAGCAUCAGGACAGCUUUUCCAAACUGAGAGCCUUUCGACGGCCAUCUACUGCAGAAUACUGAUGAAGAUGAAGAGCAGCCUUUCAGGAGUCCUCCUUGUCCUGCUCCUCGGCGGUGCCUGUGUGUCUGGACUGGGAUCAGUGGUGCAGAGAUAUUAUAACUACAUCCAUAGUCAUGUCACCUGGCAUUACGCUCAAAAUUACUGCAAGAGCUCAACUUACUACGUUGACUUGGCCACUAUCUUUGGGCAGUCAGAUGAAGACAAAAUCACCAUGACGCAAUACCAUGCAUGGAUCGGCCUGUACAAGUUAACUGAGGACCUCAACUGGGCUUGGUCUGACGGACAGUCCUACAGCUACUCCGAAGCCAGGUGGCAAGAAUCACAGCCACACUCGAAUAGUGACUGUGCUACUGUCUAUUACCCCUACCAAAGGACUUAUGGCCAGGGUUGUGGAGCAUAUUUCUUCUUCUUUUGUCACGACAAAAAAAAAAAGCAUAAUGACUACAAAUUCAUACCAAAGUCAAAGACCUGGUCUGAAGCCCAGCAGUACUGCAGGGAACACAGUGACUACGAUGAUCUGGCAUCUUUCCGGGACUACGAAAAUGCACCUAAAAUUGUUGUGGAGCAGAACUUUCCUGUCUGGACUGGACUGCACAGAGACGGAGGAACAUUUAGGUGGAGCACGAUGGAAUCAGACUACACAAACUGGGCAAACGGUGAGCCAAGGGGCGACGGCGACUGUGUCUCCAUCUACUCUACGAGCAAAGAGUUGGCUACCCAAGACUGCUCCGCCCGCCUCCCCUACGUUUGCUUCAGGCACAAUGUGAUCCUGGUGAAGGAGAACAAGACGUGGGAGGAGGCACUGGAGCACUGCCGAGCCCUUGGCCGCGACCUGCUCAGCGUGCAGCCUGAGGAAGACCACGACUUUGUGAUGGUUAUGGUCAUGCAGGCCGAGACUGACGAGAUGUGGACAGGCCUGCGUUUCCUGGGCGAUCAGUGGCUGUGGGUGAACAGGGCCCCUCUGUCGCACACGGACCUGCCCCCCUGCCCCCCCGAGAGGCAGCGCUGUGGGGUCUUAAACAAGAACAGCACAGGCAGCGUGGAGACGUUGGACUGCACAGAGAGGAGGAACUUCCUGUGUUACACAUGAGGGAGACGAUACAGU
This is a messenger RNA of Centropristis striata (black sea bass), 1578 nucleotides long. RefSeq names its product macrophage mannose receptor 1-like. Bases 475 to 1563 code for a protein of 362 amino acids. The transcript is spliced from 8 exons. NCBI's taxonomy places the organism in Eukaryota, Metazoa, Chordata, Actinopteri, Perciformes, Serranidae. The record is from RefSeq and is a predicted model, not a curated record.